Molecule: messenger RNA, 2167 nt
Organism: Cuscuta epithymum
Lineage: Eukaryota; Viridiplantae; Streptophyta; Magnoliopsida; Solanales; Convolvulaceae
Source: the annotation of a GenBank genome assembly
ACAAUAGCGAACCCUAAGAAAGAAAGAGCAAUACGUCCAAAUCUGCGAGACGUGCACAUUCUCGGGGUUACCCUUAGGCUUACAGGUCAUAAGACUGCACUUGAUUGGGUAGAAAUUUCGAAAUUCCUGUUGUGUUUUAGGGUUCGCUGUAGCUAGAACGACAACAGAAAAAUUUGUGCAGUGUCUAGAAGAAUAACAACUCUAGCUCUUCAAGUUUCUCGAUUUCUCCAAGCUGGAUCUUCAUCUCCAAAGGUAUCUAACAAUAAAUAAAUAGUGGUUUACCAGAGCAGCAAACUGAUUUGCUUCUAGCUAGUAAAUGUACAGAGAGUUAUGAUAUUAUCUUUUGCGUGGUGGCUUGGUGCUUCUGCUUCCACAUAUAGCUUGGCACACAUAAAUCUCUAUUAUUGGGUUAGCAAAUAUGCCGUUCAAAAAUCUGUUGACUGUAAAAGGUUCUAAUCGGCAUGAACUCCAACGGUUGAUAUCUGGAAGACAAAGUGGGCUCCAGGAGUCGGUCCAGAUUCUGGUUUCUCAAGGUAGGUUGUUAUUAGGACAUUCAAAGCUUUUCCAUUCCCUAGCUGCUGCUCAGGGGAGUCCACACACAGUUGAUCAAAGGAAGAAUCUUUCUGUUUUUGGAGCAUUUUCUCGUGCCAUAUCCAUUCCAUCAGUAUACGGGCCCACAUUUCAGGUCUCUGGCAAUCAUAUCGAUCGUUUGAUUGGCAGGGAUUCUCAGCAGACACCAAUGUCUGCUUUAAGUCCGAAAUCUUUUUCUCUCUUGGACAGCUCUCCAAGUAAAAUUUCCUCCUGGCACCUCCAACCUGAUGUAUCAUCAGUGCACAAUUCACUAAUUUCUAACGGCUAUAGAGGAUUUGAGAAUUGUAGAAGAGCAUGCAUGAGUUUGAGGAACAAAGAUAAGCCGAAUUCAUUUGUCAUUUAUGGAUAUUUUGCAUAUAUUGUUGGGAAGAGACGAGAUGGAGACCAUCUAUUUGAAGGAUUUGGAUUGAAUGGUUUCCACAGAUUGCCGUCUGCUUGUUUCUCUACUCGAACAGCUCCAGAUGUGUCCAUUGAUAACCCAGUGUCUGGGGACCAAUGUGCAAAUUCAGCUGACUCUUCAGAAGAGAAGAUCCUGAUUGGAAGGAGCCUGAAGCUGAACUCUGGAUCAUGUUAUUUGCCCCAUCCUGACAAAGAAGAGACAGGGGGAGAGGAUGCUCAUUUCAUAUGUGGGGAUGAGCAAGCAAUUGGGGUUGCUGAUGGUGUGGGUGGAUGGGCUGAGCUUGGGGUUGAUGCGGGGCAGUAUGCACGAGAGCUGAUGUCUAACUCUGUGUCAGCCGUUCAGGAGGAACCGAAGGGUUCCAUAGACCCUGUCAGAGUCUUGGAGAAAGCUCACUUGUCUACAAAAGCAAAAGGUUCUUCAACUGCUUGUAUCAUUGCGCUUACAGAUCAGGGUCUCCACGCCAUAAAUUUAGGUGACAGUGGAUUUAUGGUGGUGAGAGAAGGAUGUACUGUUUUCAGAUCUCCUACUCAGCAGCAUGAUUUUAAUUUCACAUAUCAAUUGGAAAGUGGUAAUGCUGGAGAUCUUCCAAGCUCUGGACAGGUGUUCAAAGUUCCAGUAGCUCCAGGAGAUGUCAUAAUCACCGGAACGGAUGGUCUAUUUGACAACCUAUACAAUAGUGAUAUCACUGCAGUUGUGGUUCAUGCCGCAAGGGCUGGGUUAGGGCCGCAGGUGACGGCUCAGAAAAUAGCAGCACUGGCACGCCAGCGGGCCCAGGAUAAAAACAGGCAGACACCGUUCUCUGCUGCUGCACAGGAAGCCGGGUUCCGUUAUUACGGCGGAAAGCUGGAUGACAUCACCGUUGUUGUUUCAUAUAUUACCAGUGAUAAAAAUGAAAGCUCUUCUGUGCCAUGCAGAUCUACUUAGCAGAUGCUUCCCAUCUGGUGUUGGAGGUCAAAGUUUGGUUUUUGUUGUAGUUUUGAGAUUCAAAUGUGUCUAUGUGUGUGGAUGAUGAAAUUCAGAAAUUGUAGUCUGUUGUACAUAUUAGUUAUGGCCAGUGUUUUACUCGUUUGUCUUCCAUACAACUAUAACAAAUUGAGUAAUCUUGUGCAUCAUUGAUUAAUGAUUAUUUUUUGAUACUCCGUUGUGUUAAUUAAUUAAUGACGGGUUCGGCGUGAG